Molossus molossus (Pallas's mastiff bat) is the source of this 156-nucleotide messenger RNA. RefSeq names its product 60S ribosomal protein L39-like. NCBI's taxonomy places the organism in Eukaryota, Metazoa, Chordata, Mammalia, Chiroptera, Molossidae. Gene Ontology annotation, biological process: translation. The coding region runs from base 1 to 156 and encodes 51 amino acids. The transcript has a single exon. Gene Ontology annotation, cellular component: cytosolic large ribosomal subunit; ribosome. Gene Ontology annotation, molecular function: structural constituent of ribosome. The record is from RefSeq and is a predicted model, not a curated record.
AUGUCUUCACACAAGACCUUCCGGAUUAAGAGGUUCCUGGCCAAGAAACAAAAGCAGAAUCGGCCUGUUCCCCAGUGGAUCUGGAUGAAAACUGGAAAUAAAAUCAGGUACAACGCCAAGAGAAGACACUGGAGAAGAACCAAGCUGGGCCUGUGA